CUAGAGAUCGACGCAAUGGGACGAAGAAGGCGGAUAUCAGACAUGGAUUAUCUUCUACAAUCGGAUUUUCGACCCCCGGGCAAGGAUCGGGACGAUGACGGAAACGAUGCAUAUUACGCUUUUGAUGACGAUUAUCUGAGAGGGACCGAAGGGACGAUGAACGAGAAUGUGCGAGAAGGCUCGUUCUGUCGUAGGACGAGCCUCCAUAGACGCAACAUGCAAAAUUGCAACACUAUUUUCGAGACAGAAUUCCUCGAUAACAAAGUUAAAUAUUUGGAGUGAGUACCUCUGCGUGGAUAAAAGGGGCGAUCGUGAUAUGGAUUGGUUUGGUCACGAUCGAACACGUUAGAAACCGUGUCUCACAAGCUUCUCCUCUUGCUGCUCCUUGUUGAUAGUGCUGGUUCUUAUCGCCAAGUAUUUAGCCUUGAGCAUUCAUUUCUGCAACAGCAAGAAUCUCUUGUCAUCAAGGACAUGUAUUCAGGAAAUAAUUACCAAGCAAUAGACUUUGAGUUUAUACGAAUGGAUGCCAUGGUUGCAGAACGGCUGACUGCAAGUCCAAGAAUCUAUGACAUAUACGGUUUUUGUGGGCUCUCCAUCCUAUCGGAAUUCUUUCCACACGGCAACAUCGAGGAGGAGGCAGUAAUCACCGACGGCUAUAUCCUAGACAAGGAAGAACGAGAUGAACUAGAAGACGAAGAUCUAAAGAUUUGGAAUGAGAUUCCAAGUGAACGAAAACUGCUGCUCUCUUUGCAAAUGGCCGAGGGACUCGCAGACCUACACGGAGAUCCACUGGGUGCAAUAGUUCACCAAGAUGUGUAAGUAUCGUAUUGUGAUCGAUUGCGUGGUUGGGUAUUUCAAAACGAACGGGAUUUUGUGAAAACCAACCGAACUCACCAACUCCAACAAACUAUAACGAAACGCACUUUUGUAUCGUGCAGCCAAUUAUCGCAAUUUCUCUUUAACGAGGACAAAACAACAUUGAAGCUAAAUGAUUUCAAUAGAGCUGAGUUCAUGCUUUGGGACGACAAAAAUGGGGACUAUUGUAAAUAUGGCGAAGGUUAUGGGGCUGGAAACGUAAGUGCUCCAAUUUUGUGUCUUAUACUAGUGUCGAAUUGAGGCAAAUGUUGCAUCAUAUGGAAAGAAGAGUCCCGCAUCACAGCUCUGUCUCUUACUAGGUUCUUAUUCCUUACAAAAUUUGUUGUACGAAUCGGUCCACGUUUCCAGUGGCGGUCCCCCGAAGAAUACUUCGAACGCGAGCUGAACGAACAAGUCGAUGUGUAUUCGUUUGGCAACAACAUGUACUCCUUGUUGACUGGGUUGUGGGUCUUUUACGACGAGGACGACUAUAGCGAAGUUCAAAAACGCGUGAAGAAGGGCGAAAAACCCUACAUCGACCCAAGAUACACAGAAAAAAGCCUGGCGGAUGCAAAACUUGUGGAGAUCAUUGAUCGGUGUUUUGCAUUCCGCCCAGAAGACCGCCCCAGCAUUUUCGAAGUCGUUGAGUUUUUGAGGGACGCAAUACAGGAGGUCACGGAUAGUCGAUAGCUGGGUUAUGAACCCGCAAGGUUCCUCUUUACCUUCUUCCUCGAAUUAGACAGUUACGGCACGC
This is a messenger RNA of Pseudo-nitzschia multistriata, 1609 nucleotides long. Lineage: Eukaryota; Bacillariophyta; Bacillariophyceae; Bacillariales; Bacillariaceae. The record is from the annotation of a GenBank genome assembly.